Melanotaenia boesemani (Boeseman's rainbowfish) is the source of this 3136-nucleotide messenger RNA. RefSeq names its product deubiquitinase DESI2. The record is from RefSeq and is a predicted model, not a curated record. Gene Ontology annotation, biological process: protein deubiquitination. NCBI's taxonomy places the organism in Eukaryota, Metazoa, Chordata, Actinopteri, Atheriniformes, Melanotaeniidae. Gene Ontology annotation, molecular function: deubiquitinase activity. The coding region runs from base 534 to 1169 and encodes 211 amino acids. The transcript has 5 exons.
UAAACGUCAGAUUUUCUCAGCAGCCGUCGCAUCCUUCCUCCAGUGCUACCGCUAGCCAGCUAAUAAUGGAGUAGCAAGCAAGUCAUUUUUUUCCGGAAUAAAUUACGUUUUCAUUUUAAGAAAGUAUGUUAUUUUUUCGAAAAGCUUAUUUGAAAAAGUUAACUUUAGUUUUUUCCCGUGCCAUCCCGCUUCCUAGAAGACAAAAUUCCCUGUAUGCACGUCGGUAACCGAGCGGGUUUAGCGACUCCGUUCGUUUUGACAGUGAAGAGGCUCAUCUGCCCCUCCGCUGCUGCUCCGUCAGCGGGGAUUUGGACAAAGCCGUUCAGAUGUUGGACGAUAGAAAAUAUAAUCGGAGCUGGGAUGUUUUUACUCCGAGUUUUGACAUGAAAUUAUCAAGGUGAUCAUUAUCCCUGAAAGCGACGGCAUUAGGAGAGAAAGGCUUAUUUUCGGACGGCGAGAGUUGGGAUCUCGCACCGAGGGAAGGAGGAGGAGAGACCCGCAGAGAAGAAGGGACGUAGAGGGCUGAAAUCCUGAUGCCAGUAAUGGCAAACGAGCCGAUCAUCUUAAACGUUUAUGAUAUGUACUGGAUCAAUGAGUUCACCAGCUCUCUGGGCAUCGGAGUCUUUCACUCAGGGAUCGAGAUCUAUGGAAGAGAGUUUGCCUAUGGAGGACAUCCGUACCCAUUCUCAGGAAUCUUUGAGAUUACUCCAGGAGAUGCAACUGAACUUGGCGAGACUUUUAAGUUCAAAGAAGCCAUAGUCUUGGGAAGUACGGACUUCACAGAGGACGAUGUGGAGAGGAUUGUGGAAGAGAUGGGAAAGGAGUAUAAAGGCAACGCCUACCACCUCAUGCACAAGAACUGCAACCACUUCUCCUCAGCAUUGUCAGAGAUCCUGUGUGGCAGGGAGAUCCCUCGCUGGGUCAACCGCCUGGCUUACUUCAGCUCCUGCGUGCCAUUCCUCCAGACCUGCCUGCCCAAAGAGUGGCUGACCCCAGCUGCCUUACAGUCCAGCGUGAGCCAGGAGCUUCACGGAGGAGGCGGAGAGCUGGAAGAGGCAGAGGAUGCCGCAGCAACAGCCUCUCUAGCCUCCAUGUCGCCCUGCUCACCUUCGUCUUCCUCCAGCCCUUCCUCCUUGCCUCGUCAUAGCCGCCACCAGCCCCGCCGGUAGAAGCUGCGAGGUCUGCUGGUAAACUCGGGACUCGUGGUUACAGAGACGGUAACGUAACAGAAUACCUGCAGCAGCCGAUGAGUUCAGCUACAGCCAAAAAUCCUGCCACGCUGCCCUCGUGCAAGUUUGGGAACCUCUGCCUGCUCUGGGUAAUGUGAAGCAAAUCUCUGCAGCGGUCCAGAGCCGUGAAAGGCUUUUUUUAUGCUGACAAAGAAAACUAACUUCUUUCACAUCCCUUUUUAAAAAAGGGUCUGUUGUUUUACUUGCCACGAACUUACCCACCACAUCCAGGCAAUGGUGCUGGUCUCUAACUUGUUGCAGGCAGAGAACACAGGUUUGGUUCAGUUUGUCACUUUGAAUGUGACAAUUUGAUUAGAUUGCUUUUUAUUCCACAAAUAUUCUAGCAGAUGUUGAUGGGUUUGGCAUCACCAUUUGUCACUAGUUUUCCACUCAUAGGAAGUGAAUAAUCAGACUGAUGGAGCUGAUUUAUGAGGGAGACGUCACAAUCCCAGCAUGGUCUGAGGAAGUCAUUGAUACUCUUCAUCAAGAGGCUUUAGGUGAGGGGUGGAGGGUAAGGUUUAAGUAAUUGGUUCAUGCAUGACGUGGGUCAUCUCAAUAAAUCCUGAAGAGAUUUUGUGCAGCUAAAAUUUUUGUUAUAAGGGGUUAAAGUUACCAUAAACUGAACAACAAUCUGUGGGUGGUAAAUGUUUUGUUUGCAAGCAACUCCAUUUAAGAUAUCCUGAACUAUCAGCUGCUAAAAUUCUGAAAAGUAGCCUGAAACACAUGAUCAGGAUCUCAGCCUUUUUAUUUUUCUAUCACAAGCCAGCUGGACAUGUGAUCCGUUUAAACCAGAACUACAAUCAGACUAAUCCGGUGACAGUGUCAGUCAAUAAGAUGCCUUGGAUUAGUACAGCUGUUUAUUUUAAUUUGUGUGUUUUCUCUUCUUUGAUGUCAAACCUGUAGCAGCUGUUCAGACCCUCCCUCCAACAUGGAAUAACCACACCUGAUGUGAUCAAGGUGAAGCAGAUAAUCAACAAUUUGUGGCAACUUAGUUCUUGAUCUGUUAUGUAAAAAUGUUUCUAAAUUUAAGAAAUAGACUGUAAUGCAGGAAGUGAUUUAGAAGUUAAGACGCUUUUCUCUGUAGCUGUUGCCACGGUGCCUUUGAGCAAGGUACCUUGGCUUAGUAAAGCUGUGUUGAACCGGGCAGCAGAGGGUAGUGUGUAAAUGUAAAAACAAAGAGUAGAUUGAGAUUUAAGCUCCCUCUGAGGACAUGAUGUCAGUGUGUAACGUGCCUGCAGAGGACAUUCCUUUUAAACUGACCCGAGAUCAGCCUGCACUCCUAACUCACAUUUGGUUUCCACUAACGGAGCGACGCGUGCUGGUGCUCAUAGGCAGCAUCCCAAAAUCUUUGAAGUUUUGUAAUCUUAUAUUUUUAUUGAUUCCAUGUGGGAGGGGGGAAAACUUGCUGAUAUCAUGUUUUUACUCAAACAAGUGUUUUCUUAUAAAUAUAAUUUUACAUUUUACAGGAAGAUGCUACUUUUCCUGAACGACGAGCACCUCAUUCUCUGUACGUGCUGUUAACAACAAAUAUGCUGCAGAAUGUUUUGUUCCAAACAACCACCGAAGGACAUUUUUACAGUCGAAUUUGAAAAAUCUUGUUUCUGUUAUUUAAAUUUAUUUCCAUGUCAUAAGGACUCUGGCCUUUUUUCUGUUUAAUGUUUGAUAAACUCAGGACUGUAAAAGGCUUUGUAAUAUAAUCCUUUAAAUGUAUUUUUUUUUUUAUCUAAAGUUUAUAUUUCUGUUGAGUGUUUGCUUUUGGUUUUAUGUCUUUCUAAUCACUCAGUAGAGCUUUAUGAUGACUUGGUGCAGUUUUAUACUCCCCCUUGUUUAGGGAAAAGGAAAGAAAAAAACAACUCCUAUUUACAUUCAGUUUGUUUGUGUUGCUUUUUGUUUUGUUUGCAUGAAAG